UAACUCAAAGAGAACAAAAGGAGGAUUUUCAGCUGGGGAAUAUCCAACGGACAGGUCAACCGGAACCGAAAACACUAGAGGGGGUUCAAAGUGGUGAGUUCAAGGUCUGUGGGAAUUUUCAGGUCUAAGCUUAAAUCAAGGCAGGGAAGGACUCACAGAAGUAGACUUGAGGUUGCUCCUUGAUUCCUGUUUAUGGACAAUUUACAGACUUUGUGAUACUUGGCUGGAGGGCAGACAGGUAGUGGUCGAGAGGAGCAGAGGAGUGGAAUGUCAACAAGUUUUCCUGAAGUGGACAGCUAACAGGAGCGGUGAAUGUUUUCCUUGAAUCUCAGGGAGACAAAUGAUUCCUUCCAAUGCUUGAAGGACCAGGCUUAUCCACUAGAUCAGGAAGUUAUUCUGCCAGAGACCACAAAGGAGGCAAAGGAUUAGAACCCUAGGCAAAGAGAGACAAAAACUCAGAAGGUUAGACACAGCUAAUCUCAGUGAGGCUAGAGUACCCAAUACUGGCAAACACUCUGGCGUCGAGGUGGGGACAGUCCAAUGCUCAUAUACUCCUCUGGUGCUGACCCAACGAGUCGCAGGUGUGGGUGGAAAACCAGAAGAGGCCCUCCAGGCCAACAGGGGAAAAGGGCACCAUCUAGUGGAUGGAUGGAGACAAAAAAGGAAAACACAAAACAUCUCCCACAAACAGAAACCCUAACAGUCUGCUCUUUAGACCCCUACAAUAGCUCUGAAUGAUAACUAAAAGUUAGAUUGAGAACCUACAAAUCCCAUAUUAUAACAAAUACCAUUCUCAGAAGCUUAAGUGGGUUUCUAAAAGAGUAUUUCCUUUACAUGUUCAUAAGCGAAUGACAUCAAAAUAACCAGAGAUUUGCUUUUAGAUCUAUUUUCCUGUCACUGAUUAAGAAAUUGUUUUCAUUUUACAUUAAAUAAUAUGCUAUAGAAGAAACUCUCUGCUUCACCUUUAUGAAACUUUUCAUGGUUUUUUUCCCAUAUUUUAAAGACUAAAAUACAAAAGAAUGCAGGUUGUUUGAAAUACCAACAUAUUAGCUACAGCAGAUAUUAAAAUGUAAAAUGGUUUUAAGUGAGGUUUGAUGUCAGUUGGCCACUAGGUGGCAGCAAUGAGUCGCUGAUGAAGUUUCAGCCUAGUUGGAUGAAUCAAACUCCUUGACGCAUCCGCUUUGCCUUUUAACAGCUUUAGACUCGCGAUAUUUAAUAAUUUUAUAUUAGUUAUAAGUAAAAACUAUUAUUUAUGGGUGAUUUGAGUGUAAAUGGAGAAAUAAAAACUGUUCUCCUUUGCGCUUGGUUUAUCCACUCUGCGUCCUGCUCUCCAUCCUCACCCCACCCAUGCUCUCCAUGAGAGGCGGAGGGUGGAGCUGUCCGGACAGCAGCAGCUGCAGGCUGUCUGUCACUUUACAAGAUUCAAGAGGAGAUGAGAAGUUGGGAUGGCAGCAGUCCGUGGACCUCUGCGUGGGGAAAUAUGUCCAGAGUAAAUAAACGGCCCGAUGCUGACAGUAUGAGUGAAGCCAAUGAGAGCGCAUCUCUGAACAGGUCGGUGAGGCUGGAUCUGUUCAGCAACCUGGAGGACAUCGAUGUGAGCGCGGAUGGGAGUCCGAUCCUCAGGUUCCUCAUCUGCCUCGUCUACUCCGUGGUUUGCGCCGCGGGUCUGGUUGGCAACCUGCUGGUCCUGUUCUUCAUCAGGGUGAGACAGGAGCGCAGGAAGUCCAGGGUCAACUUCUUUGUGCUCAACCUGGCUGUGACGGACCUGCAGUUCGUCCUCACGCUGCCCUUCUGGGCCGUGGACACCGUCAUGGACUUCAGCUGGCCGUUCGGAGGCGCCAUGUGUAAGAUCAUCCUGUCGGUCACCGUCAUGAACAUGUACGCCAGCGUCUUCUUCCUCACCGCCAUGAGCGUGACGCGCUACUGGUCGCUGGCUUCGGCUCUGAACAACAGAACCGUGCGCAGGUCCUGCUCCGCUAAGUGGGUCUGCGCGCUGAUUUGGACCGUGGCGACCCUGGCCACCGCGCCCACCAUGAUUUUCUCCACAGUCACCAACGUGACCGGAGAGAAACUGUGUCUCCUGCGCUUCCCGGGCGGCCAGUACUGGUUAGCGGUUUACCACAUCCAGAAAAUAGUGGUAGGGUUUAUUCUACCCAUGUCCAUCGUCUCCAUCAGCUACUUCAUGCUGCUGCGCUUCAUCCGCAAGCGGAGCAUGAAAAGCAGCAACCCCAAGCGGAGGUCCCAGGUCACCAGGUCCAUCACGAUCGUCAUGUUGUCCUUCUUCUUCUGCUGGAUGCCGAACCACGCCGUCACUCUGUGGAGCGUCCUGGUCAAACUCAACUUUGUCAACUGGGACAGCGCGUAUUACAUCGCCCACACCUAUGUGUUCCCGAUCACCGUGUGCCUGGCCCACACCAACAGCUGCCUGAACCCGAUCAUUUACUGCCUCAUGAGGAAGGAGUUUAGGGACAAACUGCGGGAUCUGGUCCGCAGAUGAUAGUGGGGUUUUAAAGGCACCUGGAGCGAUUUAAUGACAUGCGUAAUGCGAUUGGCAAACAACCAAGGCGCACGGCUCUAAAGCGCAAAAUCGCAGCCCAUCCACCCCGCCUGUUGGCUUAAAUGUCGUCGCUCUAUAGAAAAAGAUUCUUCUGACUCAUUCCAAGCUGCAUGAAUGUUAAACCAUAAAGAAAUUCUCGCUUUGCUUGGUAAAUACGCGUCAUGUUUAGUCCAGGCGCUGUGCGUAAAUGCGCAUCACAAUCCUCUGCGUUUUUGUGCUUGUGUUUUAACUGGACCGAUUAUGUGUCCAGUAGCUUUCUGUGUUGAUCUGUGAAUGUUUUGAUGGUAAGUGCAUUAAAAGAAACUGGUGAAGCCAUGUACAAAAGGAUGCCAAACAGUGAUUCUUGUAAAUGGGCAGAAAAAUACCAUAUAUGUGCUAUUAGACUAUAGGCAGCUUUGAGUAAU
Messenger RNA from Cyprinodon variegatus (sheepshead minnow), 2961 nucleotides. Its product is annotated as relaxin-3 receptor 1-like. Gene Ontology annotation, biological process: immune response; G protein-coupled receptor signaling pathway. Gene Ontology annotation, cellular component: membrane. The record is from RefSeq and is a predicted model, not a curated record. The transcript has a single exon. Bases 1433 to 2497 code for a protein of 354 amino acids. Gene Ontology annotation, molecular function: G protein-coupled receptor activity. Lineage: Eukaryota; Metazoa; Chordata; Actinopteri; Cyprinodontiformes; Cyprinodontidae.